UUCAUCAAAAUGUUCGUUUUACUGGUGUCGUUUGUUUUCGCUAUAACUAUGGCAGAACCUUCAAAGGUUUAUGAAGUUGAAAUUGAUUUACAGCAAGUGUUCCAGCAUGGCAAACCACUUCCACGAUUUUGGACUAGCACUGGGUUGUGUCCUCCGGCACCACGAGAGAAAACCGCCGAAUUCCUGCUUUCUGAUGAUAGUCUGCUGAAUAUGGAAAUUGUAGGAUCUCUACCGAACGAGGGACUAAAAUUCGUAAGAAUUCAUUGGUUGCUCGAAAUGAUCAAGUUCUCAUACUACGAUCAGAAGAAGACAAUUUUCUACGACUACUCCCGUCUGGAUGCAUUGAUGGACAAACUACGUGUAUUUGGGCUAUAUCCCGCUUUCGAAUUCAUGGGCAUUCCGGCUGGCGUUUACAAUAAUGAGCGAAAGCAUCGUUUCGAAUACUUCUGGUCCGAUUUGGUAAUGCAAAUCGUGUCGCACUAUCUGCGUCGAUACGGUAUACAAUACGUGCAAAACUGGCGAUUCGAAACGUGGAAUGAACCAGAUCUUAAGGGAUACAACGCUCUGAAUUUCACCAUUGAUGAAUACAUAACUUACGUCCAAUCGAUUCGAUUUGGCCUUGAUGCAGCAGGUCGUCUUCUAAAUAAUAUUCGUUUGCCGCUCCGCGGUCCGGCCGGACUGUUCAAAUCAGUUGAACGCCACCCUUUUUGUUGGAAUUCCAUAAAGUUGUGCAACGACUCACCAAAGAAGUGUCCCUUCGAUGUAAUCACGUUUCAUCGCAAAGGUUCUGGGUUACGAGCAGAUGAAAUUCUGCAAAGUAGUUUGGAACUGUUGAAGCAGUUAAGCAAAACAUUUCCCAAUAUAAGUCAAAUGCAAUUUUCUAACGAUGAAGCAGACCCAAUUGCCGGAUGGUCCACGCACCGCAAGUUUCAGGCCAAUCUUAGUUAUGGAUCAAUGUUGGUGUCUACAGUAUUGCAGCAUUGGUCUGCUUUAUUUAAUGGUCGUUUUAGGAAUUUAGAAUCAAUUUCCCACGAUAAUGCGUUUCUCAGCUAUCAUCCGUAUGAGUUUGAACAGAGAACUCUUUUAGCUCGUUUCCAAAUGAAUCUUACUCGCCCUAGACAUGUCCAGUUCGUAGUUAAACCCGUUUUCUCAGCGUUGGGGAUGCUUUCCAAUUUAGGGUCAAUGGCGACUGAUGGUUUCGCAGUGAGUGACAAUAUAAGUCACAUUGUGUCAUAUCUAAUUGAACCCUUCUACGUGUGCACAUUAUUAAUAUCAUCAAACGAUACUUUCGAAUCAGUAGAAAAAAGGCAAGUGAUAAAUCUCAGCAUUGAUUUGGACAACGAGUUAUCACAACAAGCUAUCGGAUACAUUGUUGAGGGACUGCAAAGUAGUUUAAAUGAUCCCUACGAUGUUUGGAACUUUUAUGGUAGACCGCCCUACCCGACCAAAUUCCAAUUGGAGCAAAUGAGGUCCGUUCAAUUUCCGAGUAUUCUGGAAGGACCAGCAGUUCUUCCUAAAGGACAUAAGAAAUUGACACUAACGUUGAAUCUUCGUUCCCCGUGGAUAGUCACAGUUCGAAUGUGCAGCCUCCUGUCUUCUAGGCCUACCGAAGUUCUAAACGUUAGAGUCAGAAGUAUCAACUCGCACGAGGUUAUCAUAUUUUGGCACGAGAUGUCAACAGAUGUCAGAUGCACUGUGGACUAUGAGGUGUGGUUCAGCCAAUCUAAUCGAUCGAACGAAUGGCGACAAAUUAAUUCCGGGAAACAUACGCCGUUUUUGGUCUAUCAAUAUGCACCCGAUGGCGGAGCAGCUGGCGUGACGGGUCUCUACCGCGUUCGGUCCGUUGAUUUGUUCGGGCGUGUUGGCGCUUUUUCCAAAGCUCAUUAUCAUGACGGCUGAUUUUUUAAUUAUUUCGAACUUUUAAUUAUCCGUGUUUGGUGGUUCCAAACGAAAAAGGGUAAGUCCGUAUGUGUGCUUGCAGCACACGCACCGAGUGUUAAAUUAAUUAGGUACAACGAGGACUACUCUAGAGGCGAAAACGUGGAUGCCGAUACCCGCUGGGGCGGCAGUGCAUCCCAUUCGAACGAAUGGCCGAUUCAGUUUUCCGAGCUUAACGUUGAGUAUGGGUUAUUAAAUGGAAUUUAUUUUGACUGCGGCGGAGGCAAGCCGAAAUUAUGCAUCUUGUGUGAAGUAUAAAAAAAUAGGUAGCCAAUAGAUUAUUUGAUUAGGAAGGUGCUCGAUUUAAUAGCUUAAUAAUGUAGAAGAUACAUUGAUGUUCAUUAGUGGUAGAUACCUUAUUUUA
Molecule: messenger RNA, 2302 nt
Organism: Armigeres subalbatus
Lineage: Eukaryota; Metazoa; Arthropoda; Insecta; Diptera; Culicidae
Product: alpha-L-iduronidase
Exons: 7
Coding region: 10-1899 (629 amino acids)
Biological process (GO): carbohydrate metabolic process
Molecular function (GO): L-iduronidase activity; protein binding
Source: RefSeq, a predicted model, not a curated record